CUUUGAACCCAGGCAAUGAUAUUACCGCGGCCUUCAGAAAUGAUACGAUAUAAAUCAUAUCAAAGGAGAUCGAAACGGACACUUUUGGAGGCAAACGAGCAGACGGAUCACCUGAUGGUAAGUGAUUACCGUCGCCCAUAGACACCCGCAGACCCAGGGGCGUUACAGGUGCGUUGCCGGCCUUUAAGGUCCGAACAGCUGGAAACCAACAGUUGAGAACAUGAAAAAUCUCUUUUUUCCAUCGCUGGAGAUUUGCUGAUAACAAUUCAAUUGUGCACACCAAUGCGUUCAUCGUGUACUGCCCAGGAAUGUUCCGCUCCGAGGAAAUGACCACCACCACAGCAAGAUGGCUCAUCGACAUUGGAAGAUAUGGAUGAGAAUCGCACUCAUACCUUUCGCCCUGCUAUCCUCAUCCAUCGCGGAUUUCACCACAGAAUGCCAAAGACCCUGCGACUGCCGAUGGCAAUCCGGCAAUAAAGCCGCCAUCUGCUCCAACUCCAGCCUAAAAGUCAUCCCUGCAAACCUCAGCAGCGACAUCCAAAUACUAGACCUCUCAAAUAAUCAUCUAGAACAAUUACACCAAGAAGCCUUCAAAAAAGUCGGCCUCAGCAACCUCAAGAAACUCUUCCUCAGAGAGUGCAGUAUCGACACUGUCCACAAGCAAGCCUUCACAACUCUAGCCAUCAUGAUCGAGUUGGAUCUAUCGAAAAAUAAAAUCCGCUAUCUGCACCCGGACACGUUCAAAGGCACUGAGAAACUAAGAUUAAUAAACUUGAGCAAUAACUAUAUUGACAAGCUGGAAGACGGCAUAUUCCGCAAUUUGAAGUUCCUUCAGAAAGUAGAGGUGAGCAAUAACAGGAUAGUCAAGAUCGGGACGAGGGCGUUCGUCAAUUUGCCCCAGUUGAAGAUCCUGAGAUUCGACGGAAACAAUUUGAGUCACAUGAAGCCGGAAACUUUGAUGGCGCUGAGAAAUUUGUCGGGCUUGGAUUUACACAACAACCCGUGGCGGUGCGAUUGCAACCUGCAAACAUUUAGAGACUGGGUGAUCAGUCAUAACUUGUACACGCCGCCAACUUCGUGCGCCGAGCCUGCGACGGUGAGAGAGAAACUUUGGAACGAAUUAGACUCUUCGAACUUCGCUUGUCGGCCUACGAUACUCGAGCCCCUCCCGGACUCGACAGUCAAAAGUUACGAUGAAAACGUGACUCUGACUUGUAAAGUCGUCGGGAAUCCGACGCCCGAAGUCGUGUGGCGGUUCAGUGGGAAAACAAUUGAAACACGCGCGUUCGGUGAGAUCAGAUACGUUAUGACAGAGAAUACUGUGGAUUUGAUUAGAUGGGUAAACUUGACUAUUCUACACGCUCGAUACAGCGAUAGAGGAAACUAUACAUGUGUAGCUGAAAACCCUGGAGGUAGAGAUGAGAAGACGCUCACCCUUGUUCUUUCUAAGUACUCAGGCGCUGGAACUAUAGCGGGGAUGGACGCCGACUCGUUUGCUAUACUAGUCGGCUGCUUGAUAGCGAUAGUGAUAAUUUUCGGGGCAACCCUAUUCGUUUGCUAUUAUACUACGCAGAAUAAUGAAAUUAAAAGACUGAUUAAGACCGACACGCGGUCGUCUAAUGGAGACGCGUUGAUAGAAGGGUCUGUGGCUUCUGAGAUAGACAAGGGGUUCAAGACCGAGGUGAACCCUAUCACCAAGCCUCCGAGGAAAUUUGAGCCUCCACCGUCCUUGACUUGCAAAGCGACAGAGAUGUCAGAGCUCAACAAAACGUUGCUGGACAACGACUCCAUUUUAGCCUCUAAUGAAGAUACAAGCAGGCACGCUGAUAUAGAAAUGCCGAAGAUAUCGCAAGAGACUCUUCUCAUGGAUCACCUCACUCAAGAACAUCAAGCGUAUCCUCCAGACCUCCUCUCGUUUCCAUUACGAGGAUCCACGCAAAUAUCUCCAGCAGGGGGCAGCACUUCAGGCCAGGAGAGAAUAGCUCACGGAAACCUUGACAGCCCGUUGAAAUCGCCGGGGUAUGGCGUCACAGCCAUACCUUCCAUGUAUUCUAGAUUCCAGUCCCCAAACUUCCAAGGAUCGACGCCGUUGAUCGGCUCGAAAGCUGGCUACGUGACUCUCCCAAGAAGACCAAAGGGGAACAUUCCAGAAAGCAGUUUGCGACCUCAAGUCUUCUCCACUCUAAACGGCGUGAUUCCAUAUUAUGAUCACUUAAACUCCAGACUAUUUUCUUACGGAGGACAUUACUACAGCUUGAACAAAAGCGAGAUGGAUUUAGGUCCGAUCAGCAAAAUGGGGUCUGGUUUCUUGGAUUCGGAAGAAAUCGAGCCAGCUCCAUCUCCUGCGCCUGGCACUCCUCAUGCUACCAUUCCAAGGAACAGCUUGAGUUCGCCAAACAUCCACAACCAAUUGCUGAUGCUGCAAGCUAUGUCUAUGGCUCAGGGUCGUGGGAAGAACUCUGAGACGAGGCCUCUGAAAGUCAUGCUCUCUGAAAGUGAAAGUCUCCUAAAGAAUCCAAGGGAUCUGCGAGUGGGGUACAGUGUGAACGUGGUGAGUGGUACUUUAGGUAGGACAAAAGUUCCCAAACCUCCUCCAAAACCUCGGAAGAGGAACUCUUGUGAAGUGAAAGAACCGUUCCUGUUAAACGCUGGUGAGAAUGCCACGCAAGUGUAGAUUUAAGCGUAUAAUAAUAUAAGGUGUGUUUUUGUCUGACUGUGUUCCAGAUUUAAUACCUAUUUACAUAUAAACCAGCACAUUAAAUCCAUACGAAAAUAAACCUUGUGCUUUGGGAUUUAAAGUUGAUGGCUUAGCUGGGACACAGUUUUGCUUGAAUACGUCUUAAGUUUUUGUAUCUUUUUAUAAGUUAUCUUCAAGUGAUAUUUACAAGGUAAUCAUAAUUGGUCAUUAUCAAUUUGCUUCAUUUAUGAUGUUUAUUUUAAUUUUGAUUUAAUUUCUAGGAAGAAAGAUAAGAUAGAGAAGUUACAAAGACAUUUGCAAACUGACUCAAUCAAAGGACAAUAGUACAUAAUAAUCCUAAAUACAAUUAUGUAGAGUAAGUACUUAGAUUCAGUCAGGUUUUAAACUCAAUUAAGUAAUUUAAACUUAGGAAGUGUCCUAAGUUUUAUGUCAACUAAUGUGAUUAUUUGACUCCUAUUCUUCCUAAAAAAAUAAAUUUUGUUGUUUUAUAUUGCAACAAAGGUCUGAAAUAAUACUGAUAUGUUGUUGCAAUUCAUGAAGGCGAGUGAGCUUUACAUGUCUGGUAGCUCGCUACUGUUGUUUUUCUAAAGUUUUGAUAGACAUUACACUAUCGUUAUAUGCAAUUAUGCAUGUACACGUACACACACAAGUAAAGCUUACUCGCCUUCGUGAAUGAGGGUUUUCGCGAUUGAAAAAUCCGCCAGAUGGCAAUACGUAGACGGGAGGUCCAAAUGCUGCAUGAUUGGUGGAUUUUGACAUAUCUGUCAAUGUCAUGUCAAAAAUAGAAAAAACUUUAAUAUUUAUUAGAAAACCUACUACCUACUACAUAGAAUUUUAAUAACAAGCAAGUAGUUGGGUAAAACUUUCCCCAGGCAUACCAAAAACCAUCUUAAACUAUAGUUAUUUUAUUUAUCUAAAUGAGAUGCAAAAUUACGUGUAAAAGAAAGACAAUUUAUUGAGUAUCCUAACUUUUAUAUUUCUUUUCUUUUUAAAUACUGGGGCAAUUUGAUUAAAUAUGUGUUAAUUUGAGUUAAAACUAGUGCCUGGAUUAAUUCAGUCGGUACUUUGGUAAAUUGGUUUUGUUUGUAAUCCUAAUUACUACCGCCAGUUAAAAUUAAAAUGUAUUGCUUAGAAUUUUUAUUACAAGGACUUAUUUCAUAUGUUUUAUUAAAGCAUUAUAUUGUAAUGUUAUAUUUUAAUUUUAAAGAUUAUAUAAACGUGUUACUCCUUCAUGUAAGUACUAUUAUUAUUAUUUUAACUAGUAGUUUAUAAAUGGCUAGCGCAAAAGCUGAAUGAAAUGUCCUCUCGACCAAAUUAUACUUAUGCCCGUUUUUUUCACCAUCAAUCCCUAAUUUUUAAAUUACACCUAUGAAAAAAGAAAUGCUAUUAAGUGUUACCUUAAGGGUCACUUAAAAUUAGGGAUUGAUGGUGAAAACGGGCAUAAGUCGAACGUGUGUUCAAGUUCUGCAUUGAUCACAAUUAUUACUCCAAUUCUAGAUUGUGUUUAACCCGAUCGAGGUAACUGCGCACCUCGUUAAAAUGCGACUCUCCCUCGCACUUACCCGCUCACCUCCCCGCAUUCGCCCCGUUCGUACUAGGCUUGUUCUUACUCGGACACUGAACGGAUCGCUCCGAACUAGUACAAUCGGUCAAAUGAACUAGUUCGGUCUUCUAGUACUAUUAGUUCAUUUUAGUACACUGAUUCUAUUAGGUAGAUCGAACGAAAAAAGUCUUUAUUUCUAUGUGUUUAUGGUCCAAUAUCGAAAAAUACUCGCAACACAAUUACAGAGCCUUACCCAUCUCACUCGCGCUCACAUGUCACUAAUCUCACGUCUCAUUCUAGCACUCCUAGUUCAUUUUAGUACCGAUUUUUUUAAUCAGAUCGGACGAAAAACGUCUUUAUUACUAUCACCUUAUAGUAGAAUGUCGCAAAAUACUCGCAAUACACUUACAGAGCCGAAUCCAUCUCGCUCCCGCGCGCUUGUAACCAAUUUCACGUCUCGUUCACACCUAUUCAUUCGUGAUCAGCUGUACUAAAGUGAACUAAAAGACCGAUUUGAACGACCAAUACGGAAUAGUUCGUUCUCGUUCACAUAAAGGAAUUGCUUCCUUUAGUACUUUAGUACAUGUACUACACAAGCCUAGUUCGUACCAGAGCGUCGAUGUGACGUCACGGCCGCCAGUUGCGAAGUUAUCUCGACCGUGUUAUAUUAAUAACCAAAAUUGGUUUUGUGACCCUAUUUAUUAAGAAACCCACUCCAAUGAUUAUUAAGUUUUAUGAUGUCUACUUAUUUGUUAAUUAUAUUUAUAUGAUAUUUUUUGUAUAACCUACGAGCAUGCGCCUAAAAAUGAAGGAAGAUAUUUCAAUAUCAGUCUUUUUAUUUUACUGUAUUUACUUUUCUAUGAUUAUGAUAAAUUUUAUUGAUCUUCGUUAGAAAAUGAAAAUACUUAUUGUAAAUUUAUAAUAAUAGAAUUCAAAUAUUGGUGCUUAUACGAAUAAUAACUAAAUUGCAUUGGUUAUACUCUUCCAAGCUUUCUUUCAUACAAUCAAUAAAUAGGCAAAUAGAUGUAUAUAAUUAGUUGAUUUGUAUAAAUUAUACACCGUGUUACUUUGCAUUCUUGCCAUAUUCACAGAGAUAAAAGUAGGGAACAAUACCUAUUAUUUAAUAUAAACAAGAGACUCCCAUAAAGAAAGUACACUGAGUUUUUAGUAAAUUUGGUUUUGCAGUACAAAUUGGAAUAAACCAAUUUUGUCUCGCACGUUCUACAGGCGCAAUUGGAAUAAACCUAGUGGGCGUGGCCUAGUUCUUAUUAAUCUGUGAUGUUUUAUGGCUCUGGGUACCAGCCUUUUUAUCCAGUCAUAAUAAUUAUUUUAAAAUACUCUUCAGUUGAUUUUAGAUUUUCCUUUCUGCUCUCAGUUUCUACUUUUCGGGCUUAGGACCGUCAAAAAUACGUAAUAAUUAUUAGGCUUUUAAUUAAUUUAUAACAUUGUUCCCUAUUUUUACAAAUUAAUAAAUUAAGUAUGAAAUGAAAUCACCUUGUUCACAAAUAAUUAUUUAUUGAUAAUUUGAUAAGUUCCUACUUACAAAGUUUACGUACUGCGAAGCAAGUGUUCAAAGUGUCCGCCGUUCUGAUGAAGGCAAAGUCUAGCACGGCGAAGCGUAGGUAUUUCGCUUUAGUUUUCGCAACACAUACACGUUUUAUCUCACAAUUUCGCUGAAACAAUCCUUUCACGUAACACGUUUACACUAGGUUUACACUAUUUAUCUCUUCUGCGCAUACCAGGUCGUUUCAAGUCACUCCAAAAAUAAUAGUCCAUUGGUGUUAGGUCCGAGGAUCGUGGUGGCCAAGCUACUGGAUUCCCUCUUCCAAUCCACUGUUCACCAAACGUAUUAUUCGCGCACUUGACGUCCUUAUUGUGGGGGAGCACCAUCCUGCUGGUAGUAGAGCAUUUGGUGUAACGCUAAGGGUACGUCAUCAAGCAUUUCGUCUAAGACGUCUUGCAGACACUCCAAGCACCAUUUUGAUUAAAUUGUUCGUUGUUUGAAUACACUUCAGUCAUUUUUGUAUUAUUUGUAACGUGAUUUGUGAUUGAUGGAUUUCUCAGUUUUUUACAAAAGUGUCAAAAAGACAUUUUAAAGACAAUAGAUUGCAAUAGAUAUUUAAAAAUACAAUAAAAAGUAAAAAAGUCUCCAUCGCCUUCGCUAACAAGUGAUGUGCAUGUGUUACGAUAAUUAGUGAUGUUUUUAACUGAUUGUCGAUAAAAUAAAAUAUUCAAAAUUAAAAAUCAAAAUUUUCGGGCAUUAUUUUUUAACGGAUUUGUGUUCAGUAUCAGUAGUAAAGUUACCUCUGUAAAUAUGGCAAGAAUGCAAAGUAACACCCUGUAUAGUUAAAAGAUUUUUUGGAUCGACAGUAGAAAAGAAAUAGUGGAAUUUUACAUUUUCAUUGAAGACAUGGCUCUAUAAUAUACAUUAAAUAUUAUAUAAAAUGUAUAAAUGUAAAUAUUAGGUAAACAAAUUAUGUAUAUGAGAAUAAUAAUUAAAUUAUAUUAUUAAUAAAAUAUGGUCAAGUAAAGAGAGAAUGCUAGAUGGACCAAAUCGGGGUGAAUGAAUUGUGUAUAUUAAAAGGUGUAAUUAAUAAAUACAAUUUGAAAUUUUA
Ostrinia nubilalis (European corn borer) is the source of this 6856-nucleotide messenger RNA. RefSeq lists its product as uncharacterized. The record is from RefSeq and is a predicted model, not a curated record. The transcript is spliced from 6 exons. Bases 347 to 2674 code for a protein of 775 amino acids. Lineage: Eukaryota; Metazoa; Arthropoda; Insecta; Lepidoptera; Crambidae. Gene Ontology annotation, molecular function: protein binding.